CAACUUCACAAGAAUUUUCCUUUUCCUUUUAUUUCUCACACUCCCUCUCUCCCCUAUAUAUACCUCUUCACAACCCAUCACCCUCUCACCACCUUUACUCAAUUCAAAAAUCUCUCUUGUUCUCUCUCUUACCUUCUAAAAUGGCCAUUCCAUUAAAACUCUUGUUGGGUAGUCUAAUAGUGAUGAGCUCUUUGAUGGUUAGCUAUGGUGGAAACUUCUACCAAGACUUUGACAUAACAUGGGGUGAUCAAAGAGCAAAGAUAUUCAGUGGAGGUCAGCUUCUGUCUCUGUCUCUAGACAAGACCUCUGGCUCUGGAUUUAUAUCAAAGAAAGAGUAUUUGUUUGGGAGAAUUGAUAUGCAGCUCAAACUUGUUGCUGGCAACUCUGCUGGCACUGUUACUGCCUACUACUUGUCUUCUCAAGGGCCAACACAUGAUGAGAUUGACUUUGAGUUUUUGGGAAACCUUAGUGGUGACCCUUACAUUGUUCAUACUAAUGUGUUCACUCAAGGGAAAGGAAAUAGAGAGCAACAGUUCUAUCUCUGGUUUGACCCUACCAGAAAUUUUCACACCUACUCCAUUGUCUGGACCUCCCAGCAAAUCAUUUUCUUGGUGGAUAACACUCCCAUAAGGGUAUUCAAGAAUGGUGAAUCAAUUGGUGUCCCUUUUCCUAAAAACCAACCCAUGAAGAUCUACUCUAGCCUCUGGAAUGCUGAUGACUGGGCCACGAGAGGCGGGCUAGUGAAAGCUGACUGGACAAAAGCACCAUUCACAGCAUACUACCGGGGCUUCAAUGUCCAAACCUGUACUGGUUCAUGCACUUCUUCGGUCUCAGGCAGUUCAUGGCAGAGCCAGGAACUUGAUGCAUACAGUCGAAGGCGAUUAAGAUGGGUUCAAAAGAAUUUCAUGAUUUACAAUUACUGCACGGAUUUGAAACGCUUCCCUCAAGGCCUUCCUCCAGAGUGCAAACGUUCGAGGUUCCUCUAGAAAAAUUUGUUUGUUGUAAAAUUUUAUUGAAGAUUUUUUCUCUGUGUUGCGCUUUGAAUUUCAGUCGGUUUUGUAUGAUGCCAAAUAAAUAUAUUCUUUGUUUCUUGUUUGUAAAUUAAAGAAUGUACAAAGCCUAUUUGUCCCAGUUGUGAGGUUGGCAAUGUUUGAAUUUUCAAAUAAAUUAAUAUCUUGCUUCUCUUUGCCCCAACA
Molecule: messenger RNA, 1196 nt
Organism: Camellia sinensis
Lineage: Eukaryota; Viridiplantae; Streptophyta; Magnoliopsida; Ericales; Theaceae
Product: xyloglucan endotransglucosylase protein 1
Biological process (GO): cell wall biogenesis; xyloglucan metabolic process
Cellular component (GO): apoplast; cell wall
Molecular function (GO): hydrolase activity, hydrolyzing O-glycosyl compounds; xyloglucan:xyloglucosyl transferase activity
Source: RefSeq, a predicted model, not a curated record